This is a messenger RNA of Pristis pectinata (smalltooth sawfish), 5763 nucleotides long. It is a transcript of the gene tmf1, whose product is annotated as TATA element modulatory factor 1. NCBI's taxonomy places the organism in Eukaryota, Metazoa, Chordata, Chondrichthyes, Rhinopristiformes, Pristidae. The transcript is spliced from 17 exons. The coding region runs from base 344 to 3760 and encodes 1138 amino acids. The record is from RefSeq and is a predicted model, not a curated record. Gene Ontology annotation, cellular component: endoplasmic reticulum; Golgi apparatus.
GGGAGUGCGGGGCAGUGAGUGCGGCGCGGUGCCUGCCGGGAGUGCGGGGCAAUGACCGUGGCGCAGGGAGGUCUGGGAGGUCGCGUCAUUGCUGCUACGUGGAGGAGUUGCGAGUGAGGCUGGAGACACAAUCGGAGUUUCGCCAUCAGGGGUCCCGCUGGGUGCCGGGCCGCCGGGUGCCGGGCCGCCGGACACUCCGCUCAACCGGCUGGCCCACUGACAGGGUGCGGGGCCGGGACCUGGCUGCGGGGACAGAGGCCGUCAGUAGUAGAGCGACGAUUGGCCGUGAUCCGGGCCGGCCUUCUGCGGCGAAAGGCCUCGGCGCCGUGGGGCGGUCCGCACCAUGAGUUGGUUCAACGCCUCGCAUCUGUCGAGCUUCGCCAAGCAGGCGCUGUCCCAGGCUCAGAAAUCCAUCGACAGGGUCUUGGACAUCCAGGAGGAUGAGGGGGGUUCGUGGGCUGGCGGCAUCACGGCGGAGUAUGAGGAAGCAACACUGCCAGGUAAAAGCUCUUUGAUCAAUGAAGGAUGGGCUUCCACACAAUGGGGAUCGUCUUCAGAAGGCAGCCCCAAACCUCAUUCUGUGGCUUCACCUAAAGCUAUUACCACACCAGUUACGCGAAUGGUGGUAGAUGAAUCUGAGACCUUCUUCAAUGCCUUUCUGAAUUCAACAGAUGCUCCAAUUAUAGAGCCAACAUCUGUUGUCUCUAAGCCCCCAAGCAAAUCUCAACUGCCCAAAGAAGUAGAAGCAACAUUGACCAUUCAUCUCACGGAAUCUGUUGAGUUGAACGUGCCAGAAAAGGCAAAUUCUAAUGAGGACUGUACAGUUGUACCCCAGAAAGUACACAGUGAUUUGGAGGUAACAGAUCAGCUUAAUGAUCACCAGCUGCUUUGUGGAAAGGCUAAAAGUUCCAAAUCUUUUGAAAGUGAGGAGUUGCAGAAUAAGGAUGAAAUAAAGUUAAUUGUGACAGAAAAUGAGAUUGCAUCUGUGACUUCUAAAGUAAUAAAGCCAAAUGCAUUGGUUGCUUCUAGCAUUGCAAAGGUGCAUAAAAAUUUAGAAAAAACUCCAAGUCCACCUGACAGCCCAUCAAAAUCCCAUACUGCUUCCGUGAAGGAUUCGCUUUUGGAAGCAAAAGAGCAAAAAUCUGAGGACCGGCAAAGUAACACUCCCUCCCCCCCAAUUAGUACAUUUUCAUCAGGAACAUCAACUACAAGUGACAUUGAGGUAUUGGACCAUGAGAGCGUCAUUAGUGAGAGUUCAGCAAGUUCUAGACAGGAAGCUGUAGAUUCGAAGGCUAAUCUGCAUUUGAUGCAGACAUCCUUUCAGCUGCUGUCAACAUCGGCCUGUACUGACUAUCACCGUCUGGACGAAUAUCAGAAACUUACUGAGAGCUGUGGUUCUUCAGAUGCUUUUGAGAGAAUUGACACAUUUAGCGUGCAGUCAUUAGACAGCCGGAGUGUGAGUGAAAUUAAUUCCGAUGAUGAAACUUCAGGUCGAGGAUGUAAUAUGGCCUCAGGAUCACUUACUCCGUCUGUCUGUAAUGGUUCGCUAACUGAUCAGCCAGUGAAGAAUGUUGAAGAGGGCAUAAAUGAUGCUCAGAAAGACAAUGUACUUGAUGAAAGUGAAAUGGAGGAGAGUGGUCGAAGUGCAACGCCAGUGAAUAGUGAGCAGCCAGAGGUCUUGCCUGUACUUGGUCUGACAGUAAUUGAGAACCAAAACGCAGAAUGUAUAGUGAUCAACAGGCCAGCAGAAGGAACUGCGAGAGACGAAUGUCAACCCAGUAGUGAACUUGAAAAAUCUCAUUUACAACAGAUAAUUGAUUUGACAGACAAGUUGGAAAAGAGAGAAACACAAUUGUUGUCUGUUAGCAAAGAUAAGGCCGCAUUGGAGGAGGCAAUUGAUAACCUGAAAGACGAAAUGAUCAGACUAAAGGAAGAAAGCACCAGUAUCUCAUCAAUAAAGGAUGAGUUCACUCAACGCAUUGCAGAAUCUGAAAAGAAAGUCCAGCUUGCUUGUAAAGAAAGGGAUGAUGUUAAAAAAGAAUUAAAAGUGCUGAAGGCAGAGCUGUCUACUAGAUUUACCUCAAAUGAAACAGCAGAUCUAGUACGAGAGAAGGAUGAACAGAUCAGAGGACUGCUGGAGGAGGGAGAGAAGCUUUCUAAACAACACUUGCACAAUUCAAACAUAAUAAAGAAACUAAGGAUGAAAGAGAAAGAACAUGACACACUAAUUUCAAAACAGAGCAAGAAGGCCAAAGAACAAGAGGAGGAAAUUAAGCAUCUGCAGCAGGUGCUUGAUGGUAAAGAAGAAGUGGAAAAACAGCAUCGGGAGAAUAUCAAGAAGCUGCAUGCUGUGGUGGAGAGACAAGAAAAAGAGAUCAGCACGUUGCAAAUGAACUUGGAUGAGCUGCAAGAAAAAAAUCGUAGCCUUCAGUCUGCACUUGACGGUUCAUACAAGGAGCUUGCUGAGCUACAUAGGGCAAAUGCAGCUAAAGAUAGUGAAGCCCAGGAAGCAGCUUUGAGUCAUGAGAUUAAAACCAAGGAAGCACUGUCAGCGGCACUGGAACGAGCCCAGGAAGAGGCAAGGCAGCAACAAGAAGCACUUGCAGUUCAAGUGGCAGAUCUCAGGUUGGGUCUCCAACGGGCUGAACAACAGCAAGCCAGGAAGGAGGACUACUUGCGUCAAGAAAUUAGUGAACUUCAGCAGAGACUUCAGGAAGCAGAUAAUCGAAACCAGGAGUUAAGCCAAAGUGUUACAUCUGCAAGCAGACCACUUCUACGACAAAUUGAAAAUCUACAGGCCACGCUUGUGGCACAGUCAGCAACUUGGGAAAAGCUGGAAAAGAACUUGUCUAAUCGGCUAGCUGAUGGUCAAGCUCAGCUUGCAGCAGCUGUAGAAAAAGAACGGACCAUCUCAGAAGAACUGCUUACUCUUAGAAUGCAAAUCUCUUCAUUGGAUUCACAAAACAGCUUAUUGCGUCAAGAGAAGAGCAGGUUGCUAGCUCAAUUGGAGUCAGAAAGAGCCAGACUUGAGAAGACUGAAGAUGAAAGUAGCAGGCAUCAUGUGGCAUUUGACAAUCUGAAGACUGAGUACAUUAAGGCUCUUGAAGAAGCAAAGAAGGAAAAGAAUGCCCUAACUAAUCAGUUGGAAAUGGAAAAGUUGAAAGUUGAACAGGAAAGAAAAAAAGCAAUCCUUGCACAGGAUGCACUAAAAGAGAAGGAGCGGAAAUUGCUUACUAAUCAGGGACCAGAGGCUUUAACAAGCACUCCAACGCUCUCUCGAUCCAGUUCCGUUAGUGGUGCUGAGAUGGCAAUCUUGCAAGCCUCUAGUCAUUCACAGGAUGACUUAUUUGAACAUUCAUUUGCACCUCUAACUACGUCGGCCAGUAGUAACAACUUGUAUGACGUCCUCAGAAUGGGAGCAGAAUCAAGCAUCUUUGAAAAUUUGCAGUCUCAACUAAAACAAAGAGAAGGAGAAAUUGCACAGCUGCAGCUUGAAAUUUCUAAUCUUGAAAGAAGUCGAGCUAUCAUGGCUGAGGAACUUGUCAAAUUAACUACACAGAAUGAUGAACUGCAAGAGAAAGUGAAUGAAAUUCCCAAGUUGCGUGUACAACUUAGGGAUAUUGAUCAACGAUACAACACCAUUCUACAGAUGUAUGGUGAAAAAGCUGAAGAAGCUGAGGAACUGCGCCUGGACUUGGAAGAUGUGAAAAACAUGUACAAGACCCAGAUUGAUGAAUUAUUAAAGCAGAGACUGACUUGAUUAGCUUUAUCUUUUAGGAGACUUUUUUUCUAAGUUUCCCUUAAUGUGAAAUGCAAUACUGCUGACAGAUAUUUGGCAUGGAGUGUAAAUGUAUAAUUGUAAAUAUAAUUGUAUUCAUUAGUGUUUUAUUAAUCAUCUGUUGCAUUAGAGGAAAACUAUACAAUACAUUGGUGUUGGAAAAAUUACUGAUGUAACAUGUACAUAAUGUGAAGUGCAAGAUUCAAGUGCAAUAUUAUGAGUUAAUGUGAGCUGAUCCUUUGGGUGAAGAUCUCAAAAAUGUAAUUUUCUGUGCAGAGUUGUACUUCCAAGUACAAGAUGGACCAAUUGUUAUCAAACUUAAUUGACCAGCUGGAAGUAUUAUCUGUUGAAGGUGGAAAGUGUUUCAGUAAAUCAGACACUCCCUGACACUCUAAAUGUUUUACUAAAUAACUUGAAAAGAAAUCCAAUGUGUUGCAUACUAUUCAAUGUUCUAAUUGUUAUUGAAAUACAUAAAUAUUUCAAAAUUACUUGGUAUGGGAAUAUAAACAAAGUCAUUAAUAGCAAUAGAAGAUGAUGUCUUGCUAUUGAUAAUUGGCUAAAAGAAGAACCUGUAUAUUGGUCUACUUUUGCUAAUAGUUGCACUAAUUUAGGACCUGACUUAAAUAUCUAUUAAUAGUAGAAUCUUCUGUAUAGCUUAUGCACUUAGUAACGUUAAUAGAUUUUCUUUGGUGCUAUAUUCUGUGCAUUGAAAGUAAAUUAAAAUGCUUUAUUUAAACUAAUUUUCUAAAUCUUGAAUUCAUAAUCUCUGCUAUUAUACUUUCCAAAUGUAAAUUUAAAAUGUAAAUAAUUUACCUUGUGUAACAGUGGGACUUGGGUAAUAAAGUCUCUUGCCUGAUCUGCUGUUGUUUACUAUGGUAUGGAUGAACUUCAAAUAUUUCAUAAGAUGUAAUUACUGAAAAAUGACUUCAACUACGUUUCUUCCUCGGGCUGGAACCUAAAGAGGAUAAUUUUGUUCUUUUAAGCAUAGUUUUAAAACUCAAAGCUAAUUACUUUUUAAUAUGGUCACUAAGCAUAUUUCUUGACCAAUGGGCAGGCAAUUGAUUCCUGGUUUCAGUAAAAUGUUAGUAGUAAUUUUGCUGCUUUGAGAAAAUAUGGUCCAAGAAUUACAAUUUUAUUCCACUUGUUUUCCUCCUUGUAAAAUAUCUAGCCUUAAAUUAAUAUCUAUUAAACACCAAAAUUGGACAAGGAAGGAAGCAAUAUGCAAAGCCUUUCUGUAUCUAUGCAGAGCAAAAGUUAUCAUCAAAGUUGUUGGCUCUGAAGAAUGUUAAUUUUAGAGAUUAGUAAGUUUAGUGGAGUAUCACUAUUAUGAUAAAAAUAUUUAUAAUUUCUGAACAAGGUCUAUUGAACCUGCAAAAUUUGGACAAAUUUGUUAAUUAAGGAAAAGCUCAAUGUAUACGAAUUGUGAAACAGGAAUCAUCGGUAGGUUGAUACCUUGAUAUAAUUUCUAACUUAAGUUCAAUUCACAUGUAUAAUUAUCAAGUGUUUUUGCAUUGUUCAAUUAUGAAUGACAAUGUUUGGUGAUAACUAUUUGUGAGUGAAACAACCCAAUGUUACCAGAUUUUUAAAUUCCUGAUGAACAUGGCAGCAACUUUUGCAGAAAUAGAACAUGUUAAUAUUUUUACUUUUGAUUUAUUAGUUGGAUAUUAACAAAUAUUUGAUUAUUUCCCUGUAAUUUACAAUAUUCAGCAUCCAAAAGUGUAUUUUAGAAGCUACAGCAUGUUUAUCUUAAGAAUCAUUGGUAACAAUAAUUAAAAGGACAGUGUUCCUGUUAGAAGGUGUUUUGUCUGCAGAUACUAGAGAUUUGAUGAUUUUCAGGCUUUGAUAUGUAUAAUGUAUUUAAUUUGGUAUUAGUAGAACAGUAAAUACUUUUCUCUGAGCACAUCAUUCUGCUGUGUAAUCUAACUUCAAUGUAUGUCUUCAUCAUUCAAGGGACUGAAUAAAUCAGAAUUUUUACUUAAAACUGC